Messenger RNA from Wyeomyia smithii (pitcher-plant mosquito), 6260 nucleotides. It is a transcript of the gene Pak, whose product is annotated as serine/threonine-protein kinase Pak. Lineage: Eukaryota; Metazoa; Arthropoda; Insecta; Diptera; Culicidae. Gene Ontology annotation, biological process: protein phosphorylation; regulation of axonogenesis; intracellular signal transduction. The transcript has 8 exons. The record is from RefSeq and is a predicted model, not a curated record. Gene Ontology annotation, cellular component: cytoplasm. Bases 1479 to 3632 code for a protein of 717 amino acids. Gene Ontology annotation, molecular function: ATP binding; protein serine/threonine kinase activity.
ACACUGUGACUGUGGUGUGUGGAACUUUCGGCUACGAGAUUGAGGAUAGCCAACCAGAACACACAGCCAUCGGAACGAGAAUCGCAGCCAUCUCUGUGGUGCUCUAUCGUUGAAGAGGAAAAUCUGGAGAGCUCCUAUCGAAUUCAACGAAUUUCCUGUUCCGGUCAGUGUUAUACCGUUCGGUAGUUGUUCCGGGGCCAGUAUUUUCAUCGAGAUGAUACUGGUGAACUGCGUGUGACCCCGAAAAUCAAUGUUCAUGGUGAAGAUUUUCUCCUGUAUAAAUUGUGAAUAGAUUUUUCGAUGUGAAACAUUAGUAUUUUUUCCUUAGUUUUACUUUCCCGGAGUGUUUGUUCUUUUCAAUCUUAUCGUCAAUGGUUCGUGGUUUAUGUUUGCAGUAUUUAUCCAAGUGUGAGAAUUCGGUUUGAUGAAAGCAUGGUAGCAUUUUUCUUUUACAAAAAUGUAAAUCACCGAUAGAAAGUGUGAACGAGGAAAAGCAAUCUAAAGGCUAGCGAAAAAAGAGUGCGACGCAUGCACCGCAUAGGGAAAGAAGAAAAAGUGGUAUCCAGUGGUAGUUUGUGUUAGUGAGUUGAAAAAUUGCAUCCAGUAUUUAACAACUGAAACGGAUCGUUAGCGAAUGUUGGAUCGAAAUAAGCUGAAGGAUUAGUAACUGCUAUUGUGGACCAUUGAUAAGGUCAAGUUAAAAUCAGGGACAGGCUGUCGAAAAAUUCUCCAAUUGAUUGCUGGAGAACUGUCAUCAACAGCGCACGCACACACCGACAACGGCAGUGAGAUUCUUAUUUGAUUGAUUUUUGCUGCUGCGAGUCUGUUUCUUCUUCGUUCUGCCUUUGCCAACUGGCUGGCUGCCACAUUCCGGUUCUCCAUGCUUGGAUAUUCCCGAGCUUCAGGACUAGCCAACAGCAGCAAAGGCGUCAGAGGGCAGUGAGCAUGCAGAAGGGGCAAUUGGCGAACGAGCGUGCCUGCGUGUUGCUGUAAGACGGGUUCGUCUUUCGACUCAUGAUCGUUCAUUAAUCACUGGAUUGUGUCAGCUGGCCACGUCACUAACAACCUAUCCAGUUGAGUAAUCAUCUGCAUUCAAAGUUGCGAAAAGUUGUGUUUGAAAAAUCAUUUUGUUUGCGCCUGUUGUUUGGAUUCGGUUUAUUGGCCCUGCAGAAGUUUUGACUCACUUGAGUUAGUGUCCCCUAGUACUAACACCGCGUGGUUAAGUGAAGGUGUCUCUAUUCGUUGUGUCCGGAAGAAAAGCAAGAGCUAAAGAUAAAGACGAGCGUGAAAAAGCCAUCUGAGUGCUAUACUGUAAUUAUCGCUGUUUUCAUACAACUCCAAAGAAGAAAAGUUGCCGUGUUUAAGGCAGCUCGGUUUGGCCUAAUCGUCGACCGGUGAGACAGUGGCACGGUAAGGAUUGACCUUUCGAUAACGGUCCAUCUGCUACAGCCAGCAGUGAUAGCAAAAGCAGCAGGAGAAUGUCCAGCGAAGAGGACAAGCCGCCGGCACCGCCGGUUCGACUCACCAGCAAUCGUGGUGGCGGCGAUCGGAUCGACAGCACCGCACCAGUUGACAUGAAACCCCUGCCGAAAGAACCGGACGACGUCGAUCGGAAAAAGAAAACGCUCAAAAACAAAAUCAAGGUCUCCAAAGCAUCCCACAAUGACUCGAAACCAAACAUUUCCUAUCCGACCAAUUUCGAGCACACGGUUCACGUAGGAUUUGACGCAAUCACCGGCGAAUUCACGGGUAUGCCGGAGCAAUGGGCGCUCAUGCUGAAGAACUCCAACAUUAGCAAACAGGAACAGAAGAAGAAUCCGCAGGCGGUAUUAGACGUGCUCAACUGGUUCGACAAUAGCAGCAAGCAACGGCCCAGCUCCAAGUAUAUGACCCAUGGUUUGCACACCACAACGCACUCUGCAUCGUCCAUAGGUUCCUCGCUGAGCCGAGUCAGCAGCAGUAGCCCGAGCAGCACACCGACGGACUCGGAAUCGCACGGCCCCGGUGGCGUCAAUCAGGUACACCUCUCCAGUUCCCACUCGCAGGCCUACAGCUUAGGGCCACUGUCGUCGCACCACAACUCGACCGGCGACCACGACAGCGACGAACUCGGAGCCCUCAGCAGCGGUGGUAGCAUCAGUGGCAAUGGCAUCCCGCCGCCGAUCGCCAGCCGACCCGAGAGGACCAAGUCAAUCUACACGAGGCCUAUCGAUGAACCGACGCCGAUCUCACCGCCAAUACCUCCGCAUCUCAGCAGUAACGCGACGACCGGCGUCCGCAGUCCCACGUACGACAAGAACAAGAACUCGACGACGAUUCUCACAUCGACGGUGAACACGAACUCGACGACGGCAGCACAGGCCCAAACGCCGGUCUCCGCCUGCAAUCUAAAUAACGCCAACAAUCAGCCACAGCAAGGUAACGAAGAUAAUACAAUACUAACAGUAGUAACAACAACUAGCAAUAGAACCGACUCACUAAUAACGGAAACGGCCACGACAACGGUCUCUCCGACUACCAUAUCGACUCCAACGAUAACAGCAACUACGACAACAACCCCAACUACUACAUCUACAACAUGUCAUCCAUCCUCACCAACAGCGACACCAACAGGCACAACGACGACCAGCACGACGGCAGUGCCGCCAGCAGGAGGAGGGGUUGGAGUGACCACCACGACACCUACGGCGAACAAUGAGCCCAGCACACAGCAACGCGCUAACCUUAAGAAGAAGAAAAUGUCCGACGAGGAAAUUCUGGAGAAACUGCGAACUAUUGUCAGCGUGGGGGAUCCGAAGCGGAAGUAUAACAAGAUGGAAAAGAUCGGUCAAGGUGCAUCGGGAACCGUGUAUACGGCCAUCGAAAGCUCAACUGGUAUGGAGGUAGCCAUAAAGCAAAUGAACCUCAGCCAGCAGCCCAAGAAGGAGCUGAUCAUCAACGAGAUACUGGUGAUGCGAGAGAACAAACAUCCGAACGUGGUCAACUAUUUGGACAGCUAUCUCGUGUCCGAAGAACUGUGGGUAGUGAUGGAGUAUCUACCGGGAGGCUCGCUGACGGACGUUGUGACAGAGACUUGCAUGGACGAGGGUCAAAUAGCGGCGGUGUGCCGCGAGGUACUGCAGGCACUCGAGUUCUUGCACAGCAAUCAGGUGAUCCAUCGAGACAUCAAAAGUGAUAACAUUCUGCUCGGUUUGGAUGGCAGCGUGAAGCUCACCGAUUUCGGCUUCUGUGCGCAAAUUUCCCCGGAGCAGUCGAAGCGAACGACGAUGGUGGGCACUCCGUAUUGGAUGGCACCGGAGGUGGUCACACGGAAGCAGUACGGACCCAAGGUCGAUCUCUGGUCACUCGGGAUCAUGGCAAUCGAGAUGAUCGAAGGUGAGCCGCCCUACCUGAAUGAAAACCCACUUCGGGCACUUUAUCUUAUUGCCACCCACGGUAAACCGGAAAUCAAGGAAAAAGAGCGACUCAGCCCGGUGUUCCAGGAUUUCCUCGACCAGUGCCUAGAAGUGGACGUCGAUCAGCGCGCCACUGCUUUCGAGCUGCUGCGGCACCCAUUCCUGAAACUUGCCCGGCCACUGGCAAGCCUGACACCGCUGAUUAUGGCAGCUAAGGAAGCAACCAAGGGACACUGAAACGAGGCCAACACCAGCACCAAGGAUGGCGAUCCCGAAGUUAAGGAAGCAGCAAUCGUUUCCUAAAAUUCAAAUCGAGUUGUAUGGAUGUAACGUGUGUAUACGUGUGAUAUGAGCUACUGCAACAGUAUAGAUAUGAGUGGACCCAAGAAGUCAAUACUCUUGUGGAUCGUAAUGUACGCGUAGGGGCAAGUCGCUUAAAGAAUGAAAAGUGUAGAGCGAAUAUUACGAUGAGAACGAGCGCGAGCGAUUAAGUCAACCAAUUUUAGGCAUGUAAGAUAACUAAUGAACUAUUGCAAGUACUAUAUUUAAAACAUGUUACAAUUAAGAAGCAAAGUCUAAGAUAGUUGUUACAACGGAAGUGUGUUCUUCCUAUGCGGAACAAUAACAGAGAGAGCGAGAAAGCAGUGCUAGAGAACUUUUGAAAAGAAAUCGAGGUGGAAUCAAGCGGUGAAAAUCAUAGUAACAUUCAGCAGUGCGGUUAAUUGUGGUGUGAAACAAUUGUGCAGGAAAUGUAAAUAUAGAAUACAGGCGUUAAGGAAUCAGGUAAACAGCAAAACCACCAGUUUUUGCAUUGAGUUUUGGUCAUCCCUCCGGCAUGCGAGGAUGGUCAAGAGACUGAGUACUUGUUAAGGAGCCAGAUAGUGUGUACAGCCAGCCGAGGGGAAGCAAGUUCAAGUACGCUCAAAUACAUACAGCAAAUGGAAGAAAAAAAGUAAAACAAGAAACGCAAUUCAACUUAAUUAAAUAACAAACCAAACAAAAAACGCGAAGUGCCUGCACCAAGUGUAUGUGUCCGCAGAAUAUUAAACUAUAAGCCACAAUCAGCAAGCAAAACAUAGUUUGGAUAAUUUACCCACUGUUUAAAUGUGAGCUUGUUUCAGAGGCAUUGACGAAAAAUUUGCUGUUUUCGUUGUUUGAUUGAGAAACAAAAAAAAAAGUCUAAGUAUUAAUCACUAAUGAACUGAAUCUUCUGCUUUAUGUUAACAGUUUUGCGCUAGUAUCUAGUUACUAUUGCUAACACCGCUACGUACUAACCGAUUGCUUAUCGAUCGUUUUAUUGUGGUAAUAUGCAACAGAUCACAAGUCAAGCCAGGACACAAUACGAUUUACUUCUUUUUACACCUGUUGCAAUACGUUGCAUAAGUUUCGCAUCGUUUUCUAACACGAUAAGCUUCUUGAAAAAAAUCCAAAUAUAUGGAGGCUUAUUUAGCUUAACUCAUCGUUAGUCCCGUUAUGAAUUUUUAAACUGAAUUCAGGCUAAUCCUCGUUUUCACCUCAACUAAAACUUCGUUGUUCAGAAAUACUCAUGCAUGAGUUUCUAGUUUUAUUCAUACUGCAUUUACAAAUAUUCGUAGAAUUAAUCAAAUAAGGCAGCCAAAAAAAAAAAAUUAAAUCUGAAGCCCACAAAACUGCACGUGAACAGAUAUUGCGCUGUCCUCAAUGAAACUUUUAACCAUAGCAUUUACUUGUGCUCUCCAGUUAAUUUAUAGUAUGAGUUGCACAGAAAUUAAAGAGGAAUCGUUUGCCUGGGAAAUCACUGAAAAGCCAUAGCCAAACUGAAAAAAUAAUAAAAUUGCAUAUUUACAUCUAACAAAGUGUUUAACAUGUGUCCCCGGAAAAUUUAUUUUUCAGACCGGCUCUUAGCGGCUCUAAAAAUUAUCAACCAAUUGCUUGCUUGGUUACCUGAUGUAAGAAACAUAAUUUUUGAGCUAAAAUCUACCUAAGGUGCUUGUCUCCCAGUCAUUGGCAAAUAGCAAAUCCCUCAAUUCCAACACGGUGCGCCAAUAAGUCAAUAAAUUGAUAGUCGUUAUAAAUCGUGGUAUUCUAAAAAUGAAGUCUGCAGGAUGACGAAUGCAGAGGUUAAUCAGUUUAGUUUCUAGUUUUAUGGUUAAAUUCGUACAACUUAUCUGCUACUAGCUAGAGCAAGUUUUCUUUUUCUAUCUCUCAGUGAACGAAUUGAAAAUUACGCAAAAAAUCGCGUCAUUCGAUGCCAACAUUGGUACCUGGCGCCGAGUGAAUCGAGAGCCUAACAAGCCGUCACAGAUCAUCAAAGCGGCAUAUCUACGAGGUUGAGUGGUACGCAACAGUACGGUACAGCGGAUAAGCAAACAUCAGAGCGGAUUAAUUCUACAUCUACCAAAAUCAGCGCCUAAAUCUAAAUCUAAUCAAUGAUUGCAAUUUAUUAACAUUCUGUAUUUAUGGUACAUACACGCAUGCGUAAUAUAAUUAGUGACAGGAAGCAGAGAAGUAAAAAUGUAAACUUUAAACAAAUUUAACAAGCUACCGACGCAAAACCAAUUCGCACUCGUAAACUGCGAUGAACCGAGAAAGUAUAUACCUAUAUAUACAUAUUAGGAAAUAGUGUGAAAUGCUAAAUAUAUAUAUAUAUGUAUAAUCUGCAGACUUACCAGUAAAAAAAAGAGAGAGAAAAAAUAUCUUAAGUAAAAAGGUAAGUGUACUAUUGGGUUUAGUUUGACAACACUUAUUGUAAUUAUAAAUUAUAUGCAAAUUGAAAACAGAAAAAUCUACAAUAACUCAAACCAUGUAUCAAACACACGUUUAGAAUGAAAAAAAGUAAUGAAAUUUAGAGAAGAAACUAAACGAGAAGCUUUUUAUAAAAUAAUC